AUGAUGGUGGAAGGCCUAGGCGAUGAAGUGGUCACGUUCUUCUCGUGCAUGGUGCUCAUCCUUAUCGGGGCCUUGUCUUGGUGGUCGUCCAACGUGCGCGAUAGCCACCCGCAGCCCACACCACCCGUGGCGCCCGCCACACCCGCUCACCCCGCGACGGACUCACCGGCGCCUCAUACCGAGUCCUCCGAUGCGUUGCCACCAGUCAACGCGGCGGAUUCGGACCCGUUGGCGUCGGCUGACCCGCCGAGUAGCGAUGAAGCCCAAGAUCAGGAUCGAGUUAGCAUUAAGCUCAAGUUUUUGAAUGAUAGUCACAAGGAGGUGCGGGCUUGUUUGGCCGAGAAAUUGGGCCGCUUCAAGUUGCGGCAUUUUGCUCCGGAUUUGGCGGCCAACAAGCGGGUGCGCUUUAUUUUCAACGGUCAUGUCUUGGGCGGUGAUGAUCGCACGCUCAGCGAACACGGUUUAUUUCACAAUUGCGUGGUCCAUUGUUUGGUGUCCCAGAACGCCAGUCCACCGCCCACGGCCUCCGCCCACUCGGCGGGUGACGCCUCCGGCGUGUCGGGUGAAGCCGAGCCCGAGGACCUGGACUUGUCUCACUUGUGCUAUCCGCUCUUGGGCUCCGUGUUGGUCAUGAUCUGGUGGUGUCAAAUGGUGUACCCGCACUACUUCUCGUACGCCUCCACGUUGUCUUUGGUGUCUUUGACCGUGAUCUUCUUGGCUAGCAUGGUUAAUACUUAUCUCUAUUGA
Molecule: messenger RNA, 747 nt
Organism: Tigriopus californicus
Lineage: Eukaryota; Metazoa; Arthropoda; Copepoda; Harpacticoida; Harpacticidae
Product: transmembrane and ubiquitin-like domain-containing protein 1
Exons: 1
Coding region: 1-747 (248 amino acids)
Molecular function (GO): protein binding
Source: RefSeq, a predicted model, not a curated record